Messenger RNA from Colletotrichum graminicola M1.001, 231 nucleotides. RefSeq lists its product as uncharacterized. The record is from RefSeq and is a predicted model, not a curated record. Bases 1 to 231 code for a protein of 76 amino acids. The transcript is spliced from 2 exons. NCBI's taxonomy places the organism in Eukaryota, Fungi, Ascomycota, Sordariomycetes, Glomerellales, Glomerellaceae.
AUGCUGACCGGCCGCAAGCUUGGCUUUACGGCCGAUGGCGCAGAUGCCGCAACUUGCCCUGUUUGCCUGGAUGACUUCGCAACCGGGACCGUGGCCGCACGAUUGCCUUGCGACCACGUCUUCUGCUCUGCGUGUAUCGAGCACUGGGUCUCCAAUCAUACCUUCACAUGCCCCAUGUGUCGGUUCAACCUUGAGACAGGCUCGGCCCAAGUGGAGGAUUGCCAGCACUGA